This is a messenger RNA of Colletotrichum costaricense, 561 nucleotides long. RefSeq lists its product as uncharacterized. The annotation marks the transcript as partial. The transcript has a single exon. Lineage: Eukaryota; Fungi; Ascomycota; Sordariomycetes; Glomerellales; Glomerellaceae. The record is from RefSeq and is a predicted model, not a curated record.
ACACACCUCCUCGACUCGACAUUCCGCAACAUCCAAGCUUCUCACCUAUUCUCGAACCUUGCAACCUGCGAAUACCUUCCCACAUCCAUUCUACCUAUCCCCGCAAAGCCGUUUCAGCUUCGACUCUCGACGACAACAGCUUGGGCCAAGAAAAUACUCUUUGUCAACAAUUCGUACUCAGCGUCUUCAUUUUCUUCUUCACCAUCAUCUUCGGCACAAAACCCAACUUGUGUCCCCUACCGCGCGCUUGUUCAGUGGAGACCACUUUGGACCCCUCGACGUCUUCGUCAUUCUGAUUCUGCCACUCGAUGCAAAAGCAAUAUCAUUGGGACAUCCAGUCAACCCGCCCAGAACAUACCACAGACAGCUGAGCGCUUGGUUAACACGGAUUCAACUCUCCGUCCCGCUGCGCUGCGCUGUCUUGCCCAGACUCCCCGCCUAUCCUACCGCCUACCCAAGACAGGAUUAUUCCUCAAGAGGGUUCCACCGCUGACGCUCUGGCUCUCAACCGAGCGGAAUACCGGCACACAUCGCACCAAUGGCCUUCGUCGCCCAAGGUAA